CCCAACAAUCUCCAGCACUUUAUUCCCAACACUCGUAGCAGCAAGACCAACCAAACAGCUUCCUUUCACACACCACCGCCUUACUUCCACCACUGUACGAGUGCUGCCUCUUCGACAGCCGGCGCCUCUUGAUUCCUCCGGCGCCGCCUCAGCUUCCCCAGGCUCCAACCAACCGGAUUUUCUAAGUCACAGACUAAGCUCCAGCCCACUAGCUUGGACCUGCAGGCUUCACUUGGUUCACAACCUGAUUAGACGCAUCCCUUGAACUUAUCGCGUCUGAAAGAACUUCUGAGAGGUUUGUCAGAACCUGAGUUCUUACACCCUCCCUUUGGGAACUUAGCAAGUCAGAAGUCUGCAACCUUCUCAGCUUGUCAAAAUCAUCUGCUUGACAGCUAAGCAGCUGUCCCCUGCGAUGUCCUCCUUUCCAACGCUCGCUCAAGCUUUACAAGCUGACUUCCAUGCUGCUCUCCUCCCCAAGGCUCAUCCCCCAUCUUGCAUGCCUCCUGCGCUGUCCGCAUGCGGAGGCUCCUGUGCUCCACCUCAUCUUCCAUCAUAAACUCUUCCCAGCUGCCUGCAGUGUCAGCUCAAGACUAAGUCCUGAACACAUCUGCAUCUUUCAAGUCAGACAGCUCCUCCUCAGGCUCCUCUUCAACCUGAUCCUCAUGAUGGGAUUGGUCAUCAUGUGA
Messenger RNA from Guillardia theta CCMP2712, 686 nucleotides. RefSeq lists its product as hypothetical. The coding region runs from base 459 to 686 and encodes 75 amino acids. Lineage: Eukaryota; Cryptophyceae; Pyrenomonadales; Geminigeraceae. The transcript has 2 exons. The record is from RefSeq and is a predicted model, not a curated record.